ACUUAAAUAAAAGUUUAUUAAAAAAAAAACAACAACAAACUUUAUUUAUUAUUAUUUUUUGGAGUAGUAUUUCAAUUUUUAUUAAAAUAUAAAAACAUAACCUCAAAUUAUUCUUGGCAAAUGAAUUUCGAUUUUCGAACUGAUGUGAAGUUGGUUACGAUUGAUCAUCGAUUGAUCGGUCAUGACAGUCAUCAAGGGGGGCAAGAGGGGGGUUGUCAAAUAAAUAAUAAAAAAAAUAAUAAUAAUCAAUCAGCUGUCUCAUUCUAACCACCGCACCAGAUAAAGAAAAAAUAUUAUCUCGAUUCACGUAAUAACCAACAAGACGAAUAAAUAAUAAUAACAAAUCGAAAAGUUGAGAAAAAAAUUUUUUCUUUUUCGAAAAAAAAAGAGAGAAAAAUAGAGUGAGCAAGGAGAGUUUGACUGAGUGUCCUCGUGACGUGAAAAAUUUCGGCGUGUAGCUCUAUAAUUUAUUUAUUUAUUUAUUUAUUAUUAAAAAAUUUAUAAUUAUUAAUAAUCCUGUUUAAAUACUGGAUUAAUGAAUGAUAAUAUUUAUGUAAAUUAAAUUGUGCAAUUGAUAAUGGUCUCGGUGAUGCAGCCGUUUAUGGAUGUUGAAAGCUCAAGAAGUUAUAUUGACGAGCUGUAUUCGCCAGACCCACAAAAGUGUCUUGAAGCAAUAAUAUGUUUAAAAAAUUCAGUAAUUGGUAGUAAUCGUCAAAAAGGAUCAGUUAUUGCACAAGGUGUUGUGCCACGUUUGUUACAAUUAUUAGGUGAUACAUCUGGAAUAAAUGUUGGUGAAAGAAUACGUCUUGAAUCAGUUGUAACACUUGGUUCAUUAGCUAAAGGUACUGAUCAACAUGUAUUGGCAUUAAUUGAUCUUGGUGUUGUACCACUUAUAUUACAAGUAUUAUUAUCAACAACAAAAACAUCAACAACAACAAAUAAUGAUAAUGAAAAAUUAAUAGAUAAUUUAAUUGAAGCAUGUUUAAGAUGUUUAAGAACAGUCUUCCAGCAUCAAAGUGCACCAAUACAAAUGAUAUAUGAAAAUUCUGAAUUAGUACCAUGUUUAUUAUCAUUAUCAAGUAAAUCAGUAACGUGUCAAAUUUGUAUGUCAACAAUAUUAACAACAGCAUGUAAAACACAAGAUGAACAAAGUACAUUAAUGAAAGGUGGUGCAAUUGAUGCAUUAUUAUGUCAACUUGAAUCACCAUUAACUGAAGUACAAUUACCAGCAUUAGCAUGUCUUGCAAAUAUGUGUUAUCAAAAUCGUAUUGUAUCAACAAUAGUAUCAAAUACAAAAAUAACAAAUAAUGAUGAUAAAACAUUACCAACAAUAUUAGGUAAAUUAAUUGGACGUGAUAAAAAUACACUUGUACAAUUAGAAGCAUCAAGAUGUAUAUCAUAUUUACAUCGUGCUGGUGCAUUAACAUCAACAGAUUCACGUGUUAUAUAUCGUGCAUUACCAUGUCUUGUUAGAUUAUGUCAUCGUGAUAGAACACCACGUGAACGUAUUGCUGCUGCUGAAACAUUAGCAUAUUUAACUGAAGUUGAUACUGAUUUACAACGUUUAGCAUCAAUUAGUAAUCAUUUAAUACCAACACUUGCUGAAUUAUUACGUCCACAUCCACAAGUACAAGAUACACAAAUAUCACAAGAUAUGAGACAAGCAGCAUUUCGUGCAUUUUCAUCACUUGGUGCAAAUGAUGAAGAUAUUAGAAAAAAAAUUAUUGAAACUGAAAAUUUAAUGGAUCUUGUUGUAUCAGGUUUACAAGAUCCUGGUGGACCACGUGUUAGAUUAGCAGCUGUACGUUGUUUACAUUCAUUAUCACGUAGUGUACAACAAUUACGUACAACAUUUCAAGAUCAUGCUGUAUGGCGUCCAUUAAUGCAAUUAUUACAUGGUGCUGAUAAAGGUUUUGGUAUUGCUGAUAAUGGACGUAUUAAUACUAAUAUUAAUAAUAUUAAUAAUAGUGCUAAUAGUAGUUGUAACAAUAAUAACAAUAAUAAUAAUAUUAAUAACAGUAAUAAUAAUACUAAUAAUACCACCAACAAUAACAACAACAGCAACAACAACAACAGUAAUAACAAUAUUAAUAAUAUUAAUAAUGAUGGUGGUGAAGAAGAUUUAUUAACAGUUGCAUCAAGUACAUUGUGUAAUUUAUUAUUAGAAUUUAGUCCAAGUAAAGAACCAAUACUUGAAUCUGGUGGUGUUGAAUUAUUAUGUUCAUUAACUAAAAGACCAGAUCCAGCAUUACGUUUAAAUGGUAUAUGGGCAUUAAUGAAUGUUGCAUUUCAAGCUGAACAACGUGUUAAAUCACAAAUAUUUACAUGUCUUGGUACUGAUCAAAUAUUUCGUUUACUUGCUGAUUCAGAAUUACCAGUUGUUAUGAAAACACUUGGUUUAUUAAGAAAUUUAUUAUCAACAAAAGCACAUAUUGAUCGUAUUAUGGAUGAACAUGCUGCACAAGUUAUGCAAGCUGUUAUACUUGUAUUAGAAGAUGAUCAUCCAGCGGAUGUUAAAGAGCAGGCACUCUGCAUCCUUGCUAAUGUUGCUGAUGGUGAUCGUGCACGUGAUCAUAUUAUGGCUAAUGAGGAUGUAUUAAAAAAACUUAUGGAUUACAUGAUGCAUACCAAUGUUAAAUUAAAUAUUGCUGCUAUUUUUUGUGUUUGUAAUUUGGUAUGGCGAGAAGAACCAGGUGCUGAACAACGUCAGGAACGUUUACGUGAACUUGGAUUUUAUAGAAUACUUCAACAUCUACGUUUUAAUAAAGAUUCACAGCUUUAUGACAAGGUGAGGACUGCAUUGGCACAAUUUUUUGAUCCCUGAAUAGUCACAGUUUAUAUGUAUAUCAUUACCUAGGUCUUUUUACUUUAAUGAUUAUUUUUUUUUUUUUUUCAUUUUUUAAUAUUUUAAUUAGUAUCUUUUUAAAUUCUGCGUCAAAAAUAAUAACACUGUGAUCGAUUUGUUGGCUUUUUUUUUUUUUUUGUUUUUUAAAUAUAUCAUGUCAUUGUGUCUUCAUUAUAACGUAAAGUAGAUCAAAAAUAAAUUAAUCAAUUUUAAAAAAAUAAUAAUAAAUUAUAUCGUCACUUG
Molecule: messenger RNA, 3088 nt
Organism: Aphidius gifuensis
Lineage: Eukaryota; Metazoa; Arthropoda; Insecta; Hymenoptera; Braconidae
Product: armadillo repeat-containing protein 8-like
Exons: 5
Coding region: 578-2824 (748 amino acids)
Biological process (GO): proteasome-mediated ubiquitin-dependent protein catabolic process
Cellular component (GO): GID complex
Molecular function (GO): protein binding
Source: RefSeq, a predicted model, not a curated record